Salvia hispanica is the source of this 2106-nucleotide messenger RNA. RefSeq names its product putative protein phosphatase 2C 4. Gene Ontology annotation, biological process: protein dephosphorylation. Gene Ontology annotation, molecular function: protein serine/threonine phosphatase activity. NCBI's taxonomy places the organism in Eukaryota, Viridiplantae, Streptophyta, Magnoliopsida, Lamiales, Lamiaceae. The record is from RefSeq and is a predicted model, not a curated record.
UCUCUCUCUCUCUCUCUCUCUCUUUUCAAACUCCAAAUCAUAAACCUCCUCUGUUUCAUAAACGAAAACAGAGCAUUCAUCUUUCUCUCUCUUCCAAUGGGAAAUGGAGUCGGAAAGUUCAGCCUCUGCUUCGCCGGGGACGCCGGCGAGAUUUCCCGCCGGAGAAACGACAUCUCCGUGUGUCUCUCCGACCCUCUCGACGAGGGAUUGGGCCACUCUUUCUGCUACAUACCAUCAGAGAAUCUCAACAAAUCCCAAUCUACAGAGACGGCGGCCUUCCGCUCCAUUUCCGGCGCCGCCAUCUCCGCCAACACCUCCACGCCUCUCUCCACCGACGCUUUUUCCUACACCACACUCGACAAGGCCUCCACCUUCGAAAGCACCAAUUUUUUCUCCUCCAUCCCUCUCCAGCCAAUUCCCAAGACAGACACAGUCAAGUCCGGCCCGAUUAUGAGGUCUUCGGGCCUGAUGGACCGCGGCUUCUUGUCCGGCCCGAUCGAGAGGAGCUUCGCUUCUGGGCCUUUGGACAUGCCUAAAUCUAAAAAAAUGGGCUUGGUUAAGAAUUUCAAGAAAGUGGUGUCUAAGUCUUUGUGGAGUUUUUCAAGGGAGGUUAGUGUUAGUGAAGGAGAGAUUAGUAGUGGAAAUAGCAGCAGCACAAUCACUAGUCAUAAUUUGAGUAGUGAGCUGAGUUUGGUUGAUGAGAAUAAUGAUGAUGCUGGAAAUGAAUGUAAUCUGCAGUGGGCUCAAGGGAAAGCUGGUGAAGACAGAGUGCAUAUUGUGAUAUCUGAGGAGAAUGGAUGGGUUUUUGUGGGGAUUUAUGAUGGAUUCAAUGGCCCUGAUGCUACUGACUUCCUCUUGAACAAUCUCUAUGCCAAUGUCUACAAGGAGCUCAAAGGGUUGCUGUGGUUUGAUGGGGGGGAAUCUGGCCAAGGCGCGGAGAGUUUGGAUGGUAACGGGAGGGUGGAGCUCGAGAGGAAGCUGAGGGAGAGGCUGACCUAUUUGGGAUGUGAUGGCGCGGUUGAUCAUUCGCUUGUUCUUGAGGCCUUGUCUGAGGCGUUGAGGAAGACGGAGGCCUCGUAUUUGGAGAUUGCGGAUAUGAUGCUGGUGGAGAAUCCUGAGUUGGCUUUGAUGGGAUCGUGCGUCCUGGCAAUGGUGAUGAAGGGAGACGACGUUUAUCUCAUGAACGUUGGGGAUAGUAGGGCGGUUUUGGCGCGAAGAAAUGACAGUGGUGGGAAGAUGGUGCUUGUGAAGAAGGAUGGUGAUGAAUUACUCUAUGGCUAUGAGUAUGACAGUGUACACUAUUUGAGUGCUUCUCAGCUCACAAUGGAUCAUUCCACUUGCGUGAAAGAGGAGGUGAGGAGGAUUAGGUAUGCACAUCUAGAUGAUGCCUUUGCAGUUGUGAACAAGAGGGUGAAAGGCUCACUCAAGGUCACGCGUGCCUUUGGAGCCGGCUUUCUCAAACAGCCCAAGUGGAACAAUGCACUCCUUGAGAUGUUUAGAAUUGAUUAUAUUGGAACAUCACCCUACAUCACAUGUUCACCAUUCCUUUGCCACCAUAGGCUACAACACACAGACAAAUUCUUGAUCUUAUCCUCUGAUGGCCUCUACCAAUACUUCACCAACAAAGAGGCCGUCUCUGAGGUUGAGACGUUCAUGUCCAUGUUCCCCGAGGGAGACCCUGCUCAACAUCUCGUGGAGGAGGUAUUGGUCCGCGCUGCUAAGAAAGCUGGAAUGGAUUUCUAUGACUUGCUUGAAAUCCCACAAGGGGAGCGGAGGAGGUACCAUGACGAUGUGUCAAUCGUUAUCAUUUCUCUCAAAGGAAAAUACAACGUUCAUCAUAGUAAAUGCUAGGUCACACUACGAGGAUAAAACACGGAGAGGGGCACGCUUCAAAGUCUCGUGUGGACGAAGCAUACCAUCGAUGUUCAUAGUUAUAGCAUAAGAUUAGGUCACAUUUUCCAUCUUAGGAUAGAAGAUAGUAGUAUACAACAAGUGUGAUGUGGGGGAAUGUAAAUGCUUAUUAUAACCCCUUUUUGUACAUUAUGGUGCUUACUUGAGUGCCAUUCAUAGAAUAUCUCAAAUACAAAAUUCUUUGGUUCUUUCCCA